This is a messenger RNA of Cornus florida, 2995 nucleotides long. RefSeq names its product G-type lectin S-receptor-like serine/threonine-protein kinase At4g27290. The transcript is spliced from 8 exons. Gene Ontology annotation, molecular function: ATP binding; protein serine/threonine kinase activity. The record is from RefSeq and is a predicted model, not a curated record. The coding region runs from base 338 to 2791 and encodes 817 amino acids. Gene Ontology annotation, biological process: recognition of pollen; protein phosphorylation. Lineage: Eukaryota; Viridiplantae; Streptophyta; Magnoliopsida; Cornales; Cornaceae.
ACCUCCCCAAUUGGGUCUAUACCAUUCUCACUUCUUUUGUUCCCAUGGACCACCAAACCCUAAUUUUACUAGAAUCCCCAAUUAACCUCCUAUGGAGACGCUGCCUCCGCUGGCGGCGGAUUCGACGAAGAAGAGCUUGCAUUUUGCAGACUAUUAUUAUACCAAAUUUGUACAGAUGUCAAAUUUUAACUUUGCCACAUCACUUAUCAGGAGAGAGUUCCUACUGCCACUAGCGCAGGCCCCAGGAGAAAACUUUGUGCUCUUCAAAUUAGCAAGGAAAUGGUGAUAUUUUGGGUAUAGUCUCACAAGACUCGCAACUGUUCGUGUCAAUGCCUCAAUGGGCAUCGACUUCUUUGCUAUUUUCUGUUAUUUUUUUGCUUUCGUAUUUUUCUACCUUGCUGACAUCUCCCUAGCAAGUGAUCAGCUAAGUCCAUACCAGUCAGUCAGUGGAAACCUGACCUUAGUAUCCGCCGGAAAAAAGUUUCGGCUUGGCUUCUUUAGUCCCACCAAUUCCAGAAACCAGUACUUAGGAAUAUGGUAUGACGGCAUCCCAACUCAAACUGUAGUCUGGGUUGCAAACCGAGAUAACCCACUUAAUGAUUCAUCAGGAAUUCUGAGAAUUGGUGAUGAUGGAAAUUUGAUUCUUCAAGACCAGGCAGAAAGGGUUGUCUGGUCCACUAAUAUCAAGAAUUCAUCAUCAAAAUCAACUACUGUUGCACAGCUCUUAGACUCGGGAAAUCUUGUUCUGAGGCACGGAAGCAGAGAUGGUUAUAUUUGGCAAAGCUUUGAUCAUCCUUCUGAUACCAUGCUAGCAGGUAUGAAAUUAGGCAUCGAUUCGAAAAAUGGUCUGGACAGAUACUUGACUUCGCGGAAGAGUGCAGAUGACCCUGCUCCUGGAGAAUUUUCUUUUGGCAUUGACUCCCGUGGGUUUCCACAAUUAGUCAUCCAUAAGGGCCCUAUCAAGAAGUUCCGAAGCGGGUUGUGGAAUGGUGAGGAAUUCAGUGGAUUACUUUUUCUACCUGACCUUCCCAUCAACCCAAAGUUCAUCAUCAAUUCAGAGGAGAUGUAUUAUGCGUAUGAUAUCAAGAAUGAAUCUACUCUUACAAGGUUAGUCUUAACUUUUUCGGGUUCACUCCAACGUUUUGUAUGGAACAAUGGUGGCCUUGAAUGGAUUGUCAUGCAUGCCUUGCCUAGCGACCCAUGUGAUAAUUAUGGCGAGUGUGGUUCAAAUAGUAUUUGCACAAUCAGUACUGAUACUAGGGUUUGCAGCUGUUUGACUGGAUAUGUACCCAAAGUAGAACAAGAUUGGGAGAUGCUGAUUUGGUCUGGUGGGUGUGUUAGGAAACACCCAUUGAAUUGUUCCAAAGGAGAAGGAUUUAUAGAGAUAAAGGGUGUAAAAAUGCCCGAAGUAUUGCAGUUCUGGCUCAACACUAGCAUGAGCCUUGAGGAUUGUGAAAUGGAGUGCUUGAAGAAUUGUUCUUGUACAGCUUAUGCUAACUCACUAGUUACUGGAGGGGGAAGUGGUUGCUUGCUGUGGUAUGGGGACCUGAUUGAUAUCAAACGUUUCAUAGAACUUGGCGAUCAAAAACUUUACAUUCGAGUCACAGCUUCAGAGCUAGAGUUGAAAUCAAAUUCUAAGAAGAUCAAGCCACUAGUGUUGGUGAUGAUUGUUGUAUCAGUAGCUAUAGUAAUGCUGAUUGUUGCUUCUUGCAUAAUAUGGAAGAGGAAAGUACAAAAACAAGGAAUGCCAUCAGACUCUCAAGCCAGAGGUGAAGAAAACAUGGAAUUACCUAUUUUCAAUAUGAUUACAGUUGCAGAAGCAACAAAUAAUUUUUCUGAUUCAAAUAAGAUUGGAGAGGGUGGCUUUGGACCAGUAUACAAGGGUCAGCUAGCAUCUGGACAAGAGAUUGCAGUCAAGAGGCUUUCAGAGAAUUCAAAACAAGGACUCCAUGAAUUUAAAAAUGAGGUUAUAUUGAUUGCAAAGCUACAACAUCGAAAUCUUGUAAGGCUUUUGGGAUGUUGCAUUCAAGGAGAAGAGAGAAUGUUAAUUUAUGAGUAUAUGCGCAACGGAAGCUUGGACUCCUUUAUUUUUGGUGGAUCAAACUAUGCAAGUAAUUUUCUUGAAUGGAAGAGGCGCUUUGAAAUUAUUGUGGGGAUUGCUCGGGGGCUACUUUAUCUUCAUCGAGAUUCAAGAUUGAGGAUUAUUCAUAGAGAUCUAAAAGCCAGCAAUGUGCUACUAGAUAAUAAUAUGAAUCCUAAAAUAUCAGAUUUUGGCAUUGCCAGAGCUUUUGCUGGAGAUGAAUUACAUGCAAAAACUAGAAGGGUGAUUGGAACUUAUGGUUACAUGUCUCCAGAAUAUGUCAUCAAUGGCCUAUUUUCCAUGAAAUUAGAUGUCUUUAGUUUCGGGGUGCUAGUUUUGGAAAUAGUGAGUGGCAAAAAGAUCAGACAGUUCCAUCAUCCAGACCAUCAUCACAACCUUGUUGGACAUGCAUGGAAAUUAUUCGUUGAAGGGAAGGCCUUUGAGCUAAUAGAUCCACAAAUGGAGGAUUCAUUUCCAAUGUCAGAAGUAUUAAGAUGCAUACAGGUCGGCCUCUUGUGUGUGCAGCGACGCCCUGAAGACAGGCCAACGAUGUCCUCCGUGCUCUCAAUGUUCGAUAGUGAGGGCACAAUGUUGCCCCAGCCAAAACAACCUGGUUUCUACACAGAUAUAAGCCCUUCCGAGACAGAGUCCCAGCUCGAGGAAAGUUGUACAAUAAAUACGAUGACCAUUUCAAUAGCAGAUGGUCGGUAGAAGUGACAUCAUAUAUUGAUACAGAUUAUUUAGGUAGGUUCAAAUGUAAAUAUGUUUGUGUGAUAUGAAGGUUGGCUUGGGUAAGCUGUUUAUUUUUGGAAUGUGCUUGCAGCCUCCUCCAUCUGCGAGAUUUUUAUGAAGUUGGAGGGGAAAAAAAGGAUUAUUCUGAGUUGACUUAGUAUUCAAAUAAAAAAUAGUUAGUCA